CUCUAUCCCACCAGAACACCAUGGCUUCCGCUAAAGAUCAGAAGCGCAGGCGGUCGCAUAAGACCGCCGACAAAGUGAAGUCUGCACCUGCCCCCGUCGAAGACGUCGAAGCCCCGGUAGACACCAAGAAGACCAAGAAGCAGAGGACCGAGCGGGCUGUCUCCGAAGAUGAGCCUACGAUUGCUCCCCAGGAGUCUGCCUCUGAGCAAUCGGAGGGCAGCGACAACGAGGACGACUCGGAGUCGACGUCGACUCCUGCUCUCCCCUCUGCCAACGGAAUCGCCCUCCCGACCGAUGCCAACCCCGUCAAAUUCACAGAGCUGAACCUGACCGAGCCGACGAUGAAGGCGAUCGCGGAGAUGGGAUUCGAGACGAUGACCGAGAUCCAACAGCGCACGAUCCCCCCCACCAUGGCGGGUCGCGAUAUCCUCGGUGCCGCGAAGACCGGUUCCGGAAAGACCCUGGCGUUCUUGAUUCCCGCGAUCGAAAUGCUGAGCGCGCUGCGUUUCAAGCCCCGCAACGGCACGGGUGUCAUCAUCAUCUCCCCGACGCGCGAGCUGGCGCUGCAGAUUUUCGGUGUCGCGCGUGAGCUCCUCCAGCACCAUUCGCAGACGUACGGUAUCGUCAUUGGGGGCGCCAACCGCCGCGCGGAAGCGGAGAAGCUGAACAAGGGUGUCAACCUGCUGAUCGCGACGCCCGGUCGCUUGCUGGAUCAUCUGCAGAACACGCAGGGGUUCAUCUUUAAGAACUGCAAGACGCUGGUGCUGGAUGAGGCCGACCGGUGUCUGGAUGUUGGUUUCGAGGAGGAACUGCGACAGAUUGUGCGCAUUUUGCCGUCUGAGGAGCGUCAGACUUUGCUGUUUUCUGCCACCCAGACUACUAAGGUCGAAGAUCUUGCGCGCAUCUCGCUCAAGCCCGGUCCCCUGUACAUCAACGUGGACCACCGCAAGGAGCACAGCACGGUGGAAGGCGUUGAGCAAGGCUACAUUCUCUGCGAAGCGGACAAGCGCUUCCUGCUCCUGUUCACCUUCCUGAAGAAGAACCUCAAGAAGAAGCUCAUUGUCUUCUUCUCCAGCUGUAACUCGGUCAAAUACUACUCGGAGCUGCUGAACUACAUCGACCUGCCCGUGCUGGCCCUGCACGGCAAGAUGAAACAGCAGAAGCGCACCAACACCUUCUUCGAAUUCUGCAACUCCUCCCAGGGUAUCCUCAUCUGUACGGAUGUCGCCGCGCGUGGCUUGGAUAUUCCUGCCGUCGACUACAUCGUGCAGUUCGACCCGCCGGAUGAUCCCAGAUCUUACAUUCACCGUGUCGGUCGGACGGCGCGUGGCUCCAAGGGCAAGAUCGGCCGCACGCUGAUGUUCCUGCAGCCGUCGGAGGUCGGAUUCCUCAAGGCGCUGAAGGAAGCGCGAGUGCCCGUCGUUGAAUUCGAGUUCCCCGCCAAGAAAAUCAUCAACAUCCAAUCCCAACUGGAGAAGUUGAUCGGCCAAAACUACUAUCUCCACCAGUCCGCCAAAGAAGGCUACCGCGCCUACCUCCACGCCUACGCCUCGCACUCCCUCCGCUCCAUCUUCGACGUCAACAAGCUCGACCUCGUCAAGGUCGCCAAGGGCUUCGGAUUCCCCACGCCCCCCCGCGUAGACAUCACCGUCAACGCCAGCGGGCGGUCAGAGAAGACGAUGGGCCGACGCAACUACGGUAGUCAGGCUAAGCAGGGGCCGCGGUUCAAGCGGAAGAGGGAUGAUUAGCGUGGUGGAGUGCAUUUAUGAGGAGUGAGGCGUUGGUAAAAAUAUCUUUAUCUCUCUUUCUUUUUAUCGUAUGUGUUGAUAUUAGGUAGCAUGAAUAUAGACUAAUU
Molecule: messenger RNA, 1855 nt
Organism: Aspergillus candidus
Lineage: Eukaryota; Fungi; Ascomycota; Eurotiomycetes; Eurotiales; Aspergillaceae
Gene: has1
Product: ATP-dependent RNA helicase HAS1
Exons: 4
Biological process (GO): maturation of LSU-rRNA from tricistronic rRNA transcript (SSU-rRNA, 5.8S rRNA, LSU-rRNA)
Cellular component (GO): nucleolus
Molecular function (GO): nucleic acid binding; ATP binding; RNA helicase activity
Source: RefSeq, a predicted model, not a curated record